Messenger RNA from Caenorhabditis remanei, 411 nucleotides. RefSeq lists its product as uncharacterized. The record is from RefSeq and is a predicted model, not a curated record. Lineage: Eukaryota; Metazoa; Nematoda; Chromadorea; Rhabditida; Rhabditidae. The transcript has 3 exons. The coding region runs from base 1 to 411 and encodes 136 amino acids.
AUGGACGAAGAGUAUAGAAACACGCUUCUCUCCUGCACUCAAAUGUUCUUGAUAUUCUCACUGGCUUCUAUCUUUCAAGUUCAAAACUUCUGCAUCCAGCUAUCCGGAUGUAUGAUGGUCGUUUAUUACUUGGUCAUCUACUGGUACAUCUUCUGUUCCGAAAGAAUCUCUCAUCGGGUUUUCAACAUCCAGGCUAUUAUCUUCACUCUGUUCAGUGGGAUUGUUGGUCACUGGACAGUCAUGAAAACUGAUGUCUCACCGACUGACUACAUCUUCUUUGUGGGCAUUUUCCUGACCUUCGUUUUCCACUGUAACUCCAUGGCGACUCAUUACGAGAAUGGACGUCAACAGGACGAGAGAGCCGGGAUGAAUGCUGUCAGGGGAAGAGGAAGAGGAAGAAGAAACAUGUGA